This is a messenger RNA of Seminavis robusta, 591 nucleotides long. The record is from the annotation of a GenBank genome assembly. NCBI's taxonomy places the organism in Eukaryota, Bacillariophyta, Bacillariophyceae, Naviculales, Naviculaceae.
AUGGCAGGCUUUGGUGAACUGGUGCUGGUAAUGGGAGAUUGCCAUGUCCCUUAUCGAGCGUCCGUGGUGCCCGAAAAAUUCAAACGCAUGCUGGUUCCCAACAAGAUGCAACACGUGGUUUGUACGGGCAACAUUGACGCGGAGCAAUACGACGAAUUGCGGGCAUUGGCACCGAAUGUGCAUGUCGUGGCGGGGGAUUUCGAUAUCCACACUAGUUUCCCCGAAACGUCCGUCUUGCAAGUGGGUCAAUUCCGCAUUGGCGUCGUUCACGGACAUCAGAUUCUGCCGCCGCACAGUCAACAUGCACUGGCACGAAUGCGACGCAAACUCAAUGUCGAUAUUCUCGUGUAUGGACAUUCGCAUCAAAAUCAAGUCACUUGUCACGAUGGAUAUUAUCACAUUAAUCCGGGAUCCAUGACCGGAGCGCAUUCCGUCGUCGUCGCUCCUCACAACGUAUCGCCCUCGUUCAUUUUGUUGGCCGUCAAGGAAAAUACCGCCGUUUGUUAUGUUUACGAAUACAACAAUAAAAAUGGACAGGUCGAUGUGUCCAAAACUGAUUUUACCAAAAAGACCGUCGAGCCGGGAAUGUAA